UAAUUUUCUUCUCUGAAAAGUUUUUAAUUCAGAAUGCGUAGUAAUUUGACAGCGCCAACUUUUCAGUGUGGCAACACCGCUCGACGAACACGCUUCCCUCAAUACAGUACGAUUAUUAUUUUUGUUAGAAAUAAAAUUAAAAAAAAUAAAAAAUACAAUUUAUUUUGAUUUUUUAAAAUAUAGCAACAAACAUAUUGUGAAGUAUUUUAUGAAAUUCGUAAGAUAAAUAAAAAGAAGAAACGGUUCAUAAAAGCAGCGGCAAAGGGCAAACGAUGUUAUCAGCUGAUUUUAUGAUUUCCUUUUAUUAACCAAAUUCCGCCAACUUCGAUAGCGUAAAACACUCUGCCGUAAAAAAUUGUGUUGCCUUAAAGGCUAAAGUUAAGUGACAUAUUUAAUAACAAAAAAAGAGGAGGAAGUAAUUGCAAGACACUUCGAGGAAUUCAAACGCAGAGCUUAAACUAAAAAAAAAAUGUCAAAUUUUCGAAAACGUCACUUUCAGAAGCAAGUCACACCUGGCACGCGUACCAGUCCACAAACAGGACAAGUAAUCACAUCAAGUGGGAAUCCUUCAUUGGAUGUGAUUUUAGGUGGUGGUCUACCAAUUGGUUCCAUAUGCUUGAUAGAGGAGGAUAAAUAUGUUACACACUCAAAAGUGUUGGCAAAAUACUUCUUAGCAGAAGGCGUUGCCUCUUUUCAUUGCCUUUUUCUGGGUAGCCUGGAUGAUGAUCCUGUUGAAUUGCUCAGCAAACUGCCAAAACCUUUAAAUGAAGAAGAAAUUGAAAAAGAGUUGGCAGACGAUAAACAAAAUGGUGAAACUGAUAAAAAUGGUUUACGCAUUGCUUGGCGUUAUAAUGAUUUGCCAAUUGUCAAUUCAGAGCAAGCAACUGCAAAAAUUGGACAUCAUUUUAAUUUAAUGGAACAAUUCAAUCCAUUGGUACUACGUUAUGCAGAUACCACCAUCUGGAAUGGUACAAAACGUAAAGCUUUAAAUGAUGAAGACGAUGAGGAUGGUGAAGAGGAUUGGAAUGAAAAUGGUGCUGGCGAUAAUUGUAAUGUGCGUAAAGAUGACCCAUUAGCAGUUGUGAAUGAUACACCACAGCCAAACAUAGGUGAUAAUGCGUCUAGUAGUACUGAAAAGAACGAAGAACAAAAGUUAAAUGAUUCAAAUACAACACCCACUAAUGAUGCUACAUUACCUUCACCAUCACCGCCACCACCUUUACCAACCACCACAACUGAAGAUGAAGCACAAAAAUCCAAAAUAUUUUCUAAUGAAAAAUAUUUACGUAUUUACAAUGAUAUACAGGAAUUGCUGUCGGAGACCAGAUUUAAAUCAAAUUUUAUACAUAAAAAUUUAUGUCGUGUUUGCAUCACUUCACUCGGCUCACCAAUGUGGUAUGAUGAAAAUUUCGGUAAAGACAUAUUGAAAUUUUUAACUGCUCUACGUGCAGCAGUGCGUAAUGUUGUCUCGGUUUGUUUCAUCACAAUGCCUAUGCAUCUUAUCGCAAAAUAUGAUGAAAAUCUGGUAUCAAAAAUACGUAAUUUAGUUGAUUACUCAAUUGAAUUGGAAUCUUUUGCUGGUUCCGAACGUGAAACAAAUCCUGCUUUUCAGGAAUAUCAUGGUCUUAUACAUCUAAGAAAGAUUUCUGCCAUAAAUGCCUUAAGUGCAUAUAUGCCGGAAACUACGGAUCUGGCAUUUAAAUUGAGAAGGAAGAAGUUUGUUAUAGAAAAAUUCCAUUUACCACCAGAACUUGAUGACAAUAACCAGGAUUCUCCUAUGGAUGUUACACGGACUAUAAGCUGUGGAUCUAAUACAAGUACUAAUUUGGAAACAUCAUUGGAUUUUUGAGUUGAAUUCGUAGUGUCAAGUGGCCAUAAGUUAAUAAUUUGGUUAUUUGUUCUUAUUUUAUUUUGCAAUGCAAAGUUAAGAAAUUGUAAAUUUUAAAAUUUAAAAUAAUAUAAUUUUUAAAAAAUUUAAUUUGUAAAUUGUUAACAAGAGAAAAACAACAAAUUUAUAUAUGCCAUUUUGUAUACAGAAUUGCUAAAACCUAGUAAAAUAGAAAAAAUUUUUCAAAAACAAAUCCAUUAUAUUAAUAAGAAAUAAAUCAUUUUAUAUGUAUUAAAAUUGU
Messenger RNA from Teleopsis dalmanni, 2129 nucleotides. Its product is annotated as putative elongator complex protein 4. The record is from RefSeq and is a predicted model, not a curated record. NCBI's taxonomy places the organism in Eukaryota, Metazoa, Arthropoda, Insecta, Diptera, Diopsidae. Gene Ontology annotation, biological process: tRNA wobble uridine modification. Gene Ontology annotation, cellular component: transcription elongation factor complex; elongator holoenzyme complex; cytoplasm. The transcript is spliced from 5 exons. The coding region runs from base 470 to 1849 and encodes 459 amino acids.